GACGUUGGCUGGGUUCAGGCUUGUCAAACCUAUGAUAAAUAUGAUAAAUAAAACCAUUAUUUGAACAUAGUGUGCCUCGGCGCUAUUGUAUAUAUCAUGUAAAAGCAUCAGCCGCCAUACUUGCACGAGGUUAAGAAAAUAACGAACAAAAUAACACAUUUCAAAGGUGGAUCUAUUCUAUGUGUGAUGCUAGUUUGAAGGGGAUAGAAAUACAUUGAAUCUAUAUAUUGAAGGUACUAGCUCUAGUACCUAUGGCCUCAAAAUGAUGAUUAACGAACAGACUAUCCUCGAGGAGGAUUAUGACGAGAAUUAUCAGCCGACGGAAGAAGAAAUCUAUGAAUAUGCUCAAGUGAUUGGCCUCGACCCUCAAAAUGAGCCUGCCCUUCUCUGGAUUGCUCGAGAGGGCAUCAAUGCCCCUCUCCCCGACAACUGGAAACCCUGCCAAGAUCCGAAUGGGGACAUCUACUAUUUCAACUUUGCGACCGGGGAGAGUAUCUGGGACCAUCCGUGUGACGAGUACUAUAGGACGAUGGUCAGUAACGAGAGGAAGAAAGUCGCAGCGGGCGGGGGCAGUGGACCGAAGAAGAAAGCACCUAAGAAAGAAGCAAAGAAGAAAGAAAAGGCUAUGAAAGGAGCUGGACAGUUAGGUGGCAGCCUCGGAGGGGGAUUUGGUCAACCAAAGGGUCUUGGUCCACUGAAGUCAGCAGCAGGCCCCCAGACUUCUGUCAAGAAUACAGGCUUGUCCCCAGUGUCUGGGUCCCUUGGCCCAUUGAAACAGGAUCACCUGCUGGGCACUGGUACCAGCACAUUGGCUGGCGCGACAAUGGGAGGCAGCAGCCUUGCUAGUAUCGGUGGACCUGUGAGGGGCAGUGCACCUGCUGCACUACACACCCUAGGACCAUUAAAGGGAGAGCUCAAACCGCAACAACAGCCCAAGCCCACCAGCGCGGGCCUGAACAAGAGUCUUGUCAGCAGCACAGGGGAGAACAUCCAGCUUCUUCCGAGUUUCUCUGAUGAGGAAUCGGAAGACCCAAACAAGCGCUUCAGCUUCGAAAUCGACCAGAUGGACAUUGGUCAGCUUGGAUAUGAGGAUUCGGACUCAGACAAAAGAGACCCAAGAAUCGUGAUACCCAACGAGGGAGACAGCAGUGGCAGUGAUGACUACGAAAAAGAUGUGGAUUUUGGAAUCGACAAGAACCUGUCAGAGCGGAUCAUGGACAUUGACAUGCUGGAGCCAGCAGCUGCUACACUGGAUCGGGACUUUGAAAACACACUCUCCGUGAGGUCAUCCGGUACGUUCCCCGGUUACGACAUAAAGACCGGAUUAACGCCGCGUCUACACGAUGAGCUGGUCAUGAAACCCAUAGUUGACGAACGACAGCAGAAAGCAGCAAUGGCCGCAUCAGCUGCGGAAAAGAGAUUUGUUUAUAAUAAUGGCCCACAACUUGAGGAGGAGGAAGAAAAGAUCAAGACGGCCAAUGAGCGUGCUCUGGCUGAGAUGAGGCUACGCUUGGAGAAGGAGUUGGAGGAUGCCAGGCUGGAGUUGUUAGAGGACAAAGAUGCUAAGCUGAAGAAAAUCAAGGGAGAUAUUAAAAAAGAGCAGGAGGAGGAGGCUAGGAAACUCAAGGAGGAAAGCUCACAGGAAAUCAAGAGUAUCCGUAGCCAACAAGAGCAGAAAACAAAGGAUGAAGAAGGGAAACUUGACGAACAGAAGGCACAGACAAUCAAGGAGAUACACGAGAAGUUCAAGAAAGAUCUCGAAAACGAGGAGGGGAGAAUCAGGCAAGAGACGGAUGCCUCGAUGAAGAAACUGAAAGAUGAAGUGGAGUCCCUCCAAGAGGAGCAGAAGAAGAGCUUAGAAGGUCAGAAGGACGCGCUAUUGGAAAGGUUGAAGAAAGAGGUUGCUGAACAUGGUGAAAAGGAAAGGAAGAAGUUGGAAAAUGAGAAUUUGGAACAGCUUGAUAAGAUACGCGAACGGCUUCAUGGAGAACUUCAGGAGGAAAGCGAACAGAUCGAGAAGCGACAUGCGUACAGGAUGGAGCAGGCGCGACAGGAAUUAGUCGAAAAACACGAGAAGGACAUGGAGAAGUUGAAGGAGCAACUUCAGGAGCUGCAGAGUGCUGAGAAGCAGAAACAUGAGACAGAACUGAAGGCUGUGAGGGAGAGGCAGAAGGCUGUUGAAGACUUGGAGAAGGGGCUUGAGGACGUCCUGCAAGACAGGAAGCGAGAAAUCAAGGAAGACCAACAGAAAGAAAUCAGCCGCAUCCGGGCGGAACACGAGAAAAACUUCCGCAAAACACAGGAGGAAUAUCGAGACAGGGAGCGUAAGGAUAAACAGGAGCUUGAAGACAGUUUACAUAAAGUCAAGCAGGAGAUGUCGGCUCAGCACGACAGGGAAGUCGAUUACAUCAAGGAUGAUUAUAACAAGAAACGGGAUCAGCUGAAGGAGAGGUAUAAUGUGGAGGAACUCAAAGUUACUGAGAGGAAGAUUACAGUCGAUAAAGAAACUAAGGAAAUUGAUGAAGAGGAGAAUAAACUUCAGGACAGAAAGCACUUUGUCGAUCACAGAAAAAUCGAACUGGAAAAACUCGUGAAAGAAAUGGAGAGACAGGAAAGAGAACUAGAAGAGCGUAGAAGAAUGUUCCGCGAUGAGUUGGACCGAUUUGAGCAGGAACAGCAGGAGAGCUUGUCGAAGCGGACCGUCUCGCUCCACUCGAAAGAAAUGGAGCGAAUGCAGAUAGAGAGAGAAAACCUCCAGAAAGACCUCCGCGACGAGCGGAAAUCGCUUGACAAUAUACGGCGGGAGAAGUCGACAUUUGAAACCGAUUUAGCGAAAUUGAAACGGUCGCGGGACAGCUAUGCCAAGAAAGUUCGGAUUCUUCGUGAGAGUGUCGACACGGACAAAAAAGACAGUGAAAGGAAGCAAGCUGUGGAGGAGUCCGCCCUGGAUGAGACGCUGACGCAAGAGCCCCCUAGUGAGGCGCCAGAGACCCUGAACAUUGACGAUUUGACCUCAUCUGCGCCCAAGCCUGCGCCGCGGCGCAGAGUCCAGAGCCGCAGUCCGGAGGAUGAGAGUAAUAAGGAGAAUGUUUCAGAGUUAAAUACAGAUCAAAUCGGAGAAGAACUAUUGCAGAGACCAAUAUCAAAGAAAGCGACAAUCCAUGACUUUAGUGAUGACGAUUCCAUGACUGAUGACAUACUGCUCAAUAGACAUCACCGAUUCCCGUCCAAAUUCAGUAAUGUAAAGGAACACUUGGCACGCGAGAAUGAUUCCAUCGGUCAGGCGAAGGAGUUCUUGAAAAAACAACGUCAUUCUCUCAAACGACGUCAGGCGGCGCUCCGAGCAGCCAAGAUGGAGCUCAAGCGGGAUCUCAUGCAACAGGAGGACGUCUCCUCGAUCGGUGCCAACAUGCUCCACGACGUCGAAGCCAACCUCGAAAAGGAAGCCGAGGAACUCGACAACAUCUUCCAGAACAUGUCCCAGGGGACGAGGUUGCUUAAGGAGAAGGAGCACAAGGUUCGCCAGCUUCAGAUGGCGCUGGAGUCGGACGAGUCUGCCUCUGACACAGAAAGUUUCUUCAAACCGUUCCUCAGCGGCAGCAGAGCCAGGAAGCCGUCACGAGGCCUUGAAGCUCUAGAUUUGGAUCACAGCGACUCGGAUGAGAGUUCUGGUGUGGGAAGUAAUGACAUGUACAUUGAAGAUUUGAAUAUUCCUCAAGCUUUCAAUGUCGGCAUGAAGAACAAGUUCCAAUCGAUGCCUAGUUUGCAUGUUGGUAUGCAUAAUGCACUAGAUAAUCGUGUGGAGAACCAGCUGGGGAACCAGGUUGGCCCGGAGGUGAUCGGCUCGAUCAAGAAGAUCAACGAUGACCUUGGGAGGGUCAUGAGUAUGUUGAAUCUGCCCCAGAGUGCUGGGGCCCCUGCUCAAGCUGAAGAUCGGCCGGCAGCACCUGUCAGCAGGGAACCUCCAACAUAUCCACUUCACAGCUGGCAGCCCGUCAAUCCUUACAUAUCCAAACCAGUCACCAAAGUCGACUGGGGAAAUGCAGCAUUUGAAAGUGCGGAAGCUGCCUUGGAGAGAAAAUGGCGCAAAUAUUUUGGAGCUCCUGUAUUUAUUGAUCGUCGUCCUCCAUUAUCAUCAUUCAGUUUGUCAAGACCAAACAUUGCCUUUGGUCCAGUCUCAGGAAGAGAGGCAGUUAGUAACUUCAAAGGCCCGUUGACGAGUUUACAGCCCAACAGCAUACCGUCAGAAGACAGGCUUGCCCAACAUCGCGACUGGCUGAACCGCUUCCAGAGAGAUAUAGGCCUAAGUCCUUACCAUGGCAGUGCCUCAGAUUGUGCCUCUGUUAACAGUAUUCCAGCUUCCGUAGAUCUUGCUCAACCUACCGGCUCACAGAAACUCAACAAAGGAGGAGUACGCUUGGAACUUGAUGAAAACAAUGCGUUACGUGUCCGACAGUAUUAAGUCUUUCGCAACCGCAGCCCACACACGGUAUAGACCAGGCAAAUUGGAUCCAAACUUGGCCUAGGAAAAGUUUCAUUGUUAAAUUGCUAGCAUUACCUAAUCUCGGGGGACAAGGCAUGAGUCCGCCUUGGUGCGAUAAGUACAGUACCCCUGGCCCACACACAGUAUAGACUGGGCUGCUUGGAUUCCAACUUGGCCUAGGAAAAGUUUCAUUGUUAAAUAGCUAGCAUUACCCAAUCUCAGGGGCAAGGCAUGAGUCUGCCUUGGUGCGAUAAAUACAGUACCCCUGGCCCACACACGGUAUAGACUGGGCUGCUUGGAUCCCAACUUGGCCUAGGAAAAGUUUCAUUGUUAAAUAGCUAGCAUUACCCAAUCUCGGGGACAAGGCAUGAGUCACAGUCUUGGUGCGAUAAGUCUUUGAAAACUGUCCUGGCUGGUGUCGACUUUUUGGAUCAACUUAGGGUCUACCGGAGUAUAGUUUUCAACUUUCGAAAAAUGCAAAGUCAGUAAGAUUUCCUCUGCAGGUUUUUGACGUGGUUAACACAGGUUUAUGAUGUGGUUAACACAGGUUUAUGAUUUGGUUAACACAUGUUUAUGAUGUGGUUUACACAGGUUUAUCACGUGAUUAACACAGGUUUAUCACGUGAUAAACACAGGUUUAUCACGUGGUUAACACAGGUUUAUCACAUGAUUAACACAGGUUUAUCACGUGGUUAACACAGGUUUAUCAUGUGGUUAACAAAGGUUUAUCAUGUGGUUAACACAGGUUUAUCACAUGAUUAACACAGGUUUAUAACGUGGUUAACAAAGGUUUAUCACAUGAUUAACACAGGUUUAUGAUUUGGUUAACACAGGUUAAUGAUUUGGUUAACACAGGUUUAUCACGUGAUUAACACAGGUUUAUCACGUGGUUAACACAGGUUUAUCACAUGAUUAACACAGGUUUAUCACGUGAUUAACACAGGUUUAUCACGUGGUUAACACUGGUUUAUCACAUGAUUAACACAAGUUUAUCACAUGAUCAACACAGGUUUAUCACGUGAUUAACACAGGUUUAUCACGUGAUUAACACAGGUUUAUCACGAGGUAAACACAGGUUUAUCACGAGGGAAAAAGUGUCAUGUAGACUCCAAAUGCUUUAUUUUUUAACGGCAAAUUUGCCUUUGAGCUAUUUGGCAUGAGUACCCCUCGUUAGUCAACCAAGUAGACGGUACGUAGAAUUACCUUUUGAAUCUAUCUUCGGAUGGAUGUCCUGCUCCAUUUUCGGGAGGAAGCUUGCUGAUUUGUGUAUUUUAACUGCCUUCUUCAGAUAUGUUUGAGAGUUCUUUAUAUCCUGUUGACUUAAAAGAACAUUGACAGUGAAUGUUUGAAAAUAACUUGGCUGGUUGUUAGAAAGGAUGUUAGCUUGUAACGUUGUGUUGACAUGCUGUUUCAUGUACAUCAAUGCACAUGUAACAUCAUGUUCACAUGUUGUUUCAUGUACAUCAAUGCACAUGUAACAUCAUGUUCACAUGUUGUUUCAUGUACAUCAAUGCACAUGUAACAUCAUGUUCACAUGUUGUUUCAUGUACAUCAAUGCACAUAUAACAGCAUGUCAGCAUCAUGUUAUGAGCUAACAUGCUUUCUAACCACCGGACCCAGAGCGUUGGUAAUCUGGUUUUCAAUUACAAUCUUAGACCGAGAUGACACGGAAAUCACGUUUCAUGAUUCACAUGUCAAGAUUCACACAUGAAAACAAAAGAAUAUUCAAAGUAACAUAUGGAAGCCUAUGUAGUCUUUACUUUGGAUAUGACCUGUUUCCAGUUUACCUGCAUUCUCCAGUUCUGAAUUUUUUUUAAUGACACAGAAAUCAGGUUUCCUGAUUCACGUGUCAAGAUUAACACAUGUAAAAAAAGAAUAUUCAAAGUGACAUAUGGAAGCCUAUGUAGUCUUUACUUUGGAAAUGACCUGUUUGCAGUUUACCCACAUUCUCCAGUUCUGACUCUUUUUUUAAUGACACAGAAAUCAGGUUUCCUGAUUCACGUGUCAAGAUUCACACAUGUAAACAAAAUAAUAAUGACCUGUUUCCAGUUCACGCGCAUUCUCCCAUUCUACUACUGACAUAUUUUUUUUAUGUUUAAGAAUGAUUAAGGGAAGCUGGUACUUUCCUCGUGGUAGAGAUUUGUUGUGCAGUUCUUAAGAACACUUUACACAACUUGCAGUUUAGAAAAUCAGAUCCAGCUGAUUGAGUUCUGACUUUGAGUUUUCUCCUGAAGGUAAUAGGGUCGUUAACACGUGCAGAAAAACACCUGCUUUGGAAUGAGACCACAUUUGUUUGGAAUAGUCAAUCUAAAACCAAAUGUGCUUUUUGCGUGUGAAAAUGUCCAAAUUUAAUGUGCGUGUGAACGGCCCUUUUUGACCAUGAUUGUGUAUUGGCAUUUUCUUCAAAUACAUGCUGCCAAUUUUUAGUUAAAUACUCUUAAAAUUAGUGGCUGGCAUCAGCUUUUUAGUAUAAUGAUUAAUUAGUAUGUGCAGGCAGGCAUGCAGUUAAGAUAUUAGUUAGGGUAAAUUUUAUCAUCAGUUCUAUAAGGUCACAAAUCCUCACUAAGUUUAUUGCAAGUGCGUGGAAUUCAGGUCAAUGGAAAUUUUGUGUCUCCGAAAUGAUUUCAUGGCUUGGCUAGAGUUAUAUGUGUGUAAAAUAGUUAGUUUAAUAAUUUAUAAGUGGUUCUAUUAGAAGCUUAGGAUUUUAAUUAAUUAAUUUGCUGAUUAAGCUUAGUUUGAUUGAGGAUUGUAGUCUAUCAUGUAAUUAAUUAGUUAUCAAGAUUUAUUUAUAGAUUUAUUCAAAGUGUCUUAAAACGUACGUAAAACCUCUCUAUUAAGGGCAUCUUAAGGGCAGCAAGAGAGUUAAUUUCACAGAAUACUUACUGAAUCACCGUCCAUUGUGAAAAAUUCUGUGAUAAGAAGCAAACUCCCACCACUUUUCAAAUUUUUUUUCUGAGUGUCAGAAUAGAGGUCCGGUUGUUAGAAAGCAUGUUAGCUCAUGACACCAUGCUAACAUGUUGUUACAUGUGCAUUGAUGUACAUGAAACAACAUGUCAGCAUGUUGUUACAUGUGCAUUGAUGUACAUGAAACAACAUGUCAGCAUGUUGUUACAUGUGCAUUGAUGUACAUGAAACAACAUGUCAGCAUGUUGUUAGAUGUGCAUUGAUGUACAUGAAACAACAUGUCAGCAUGUUGUUACAUGUGCAUUGAUGUACAUGAAACAACAUGUCAACAUGAUGUUACACGUGCAUUGAUGUACAUGAAACAACAUGUCAGCAUGAUGUUACACGUGCAUUGAUGUACAUGAAACAACAUGUCAACAUGUUGUUACAUGUGCAUUGAUGUACAUGAAACAACAUGUCAACAUGAUGUUACACGUGCAUUGAUGUACAUGAAACAACAUGUCAGCAUGAUGUUACACGUGCAUUGAUGUACAUGAAACAACAUGUCAGCAUGUUGUUACAUGUUCAUUGAUGUACAUGAAACAACAAGAUGUUACAAGCUAACCAUGAUUUCUGACAGCCGGGCCCUGAAUGUUAUUGAUAAAAAGAUAUUCCUUUGUAAUUUUGUAAAACCUAUGAGUGGCCCAAUGGCAAUGAAAUGUAGGCGAUAUGAAAUUAUAGGGUCUGUUCAGGAAGUCCCUCAGGCUUCUUCAUGACUAGUAAGUGUUAUUCAAGAGAAAAUUUGACUAUUCAGCUUUUUGAGAUUUUUUUAGUUCAGAAUUCUUGAGCUCUGAUGACAUGCGUCAGAUUUGUAUGGAUAAAAAGAUAUUCCUUUGUAAUUUUGUAAAUCUAUGAUUGGCCCAAUAAAAUUUAGGAGAUAUGAAAUUAUAGGCUCUGUUCAGGGAGUCUCAGACUUCAUUGCAAGUAAAUAUUGUUCAAGAGAAAAUUUGACUACUCCGCUUUUUGAGAUUUUUGAGUUCAGAAUUCUUGAGCUCUGAUAACAUGUGUCAGAUUUGUAAAUUUAUACAUAGAAAAUGAGUGCUUUUUAUACGGAACAUAAAAAUGUGAGAAACUUUUUCAAUGGUCCUUGUAUCAUAAGAAUGAAUAAAGAAGUCCAUCUAUUUUCA
Molecule: messenger RNA, 8553 nt
Organism: Lineus longissimus
Lineage: Eukaryota; Metazoa; Nemertea; Pilidiophora; Heteronemertea; Lineidae
Product: centrosomal protein of 164 kDa-like
Exons: 32
Coding region: 263-4462 (1399 amino acids)
Molecular function (GO): protein binding
Source: RefSeq, a predicted model, not a curated record